AUGAAUGUUGAAGAAUAUAGGCAUCAGGUUGGUGGACAUUGUAAAUUAAUUAAACCAAAAGAUUCUUCAAAAGUAUAUAAACCAUUAAUAGAAAAUGAAUAUAUUUUUUAUGAAAAAUUAACAAAUUUUAGAUCUUCUUCUGCUGAAUCAGGUCCAUUACAUAUUUUAAAAAAAUUUAUUCCUAAAUUUUAUGGAGUUACAGAAAUAGUUAUAGAAUCUUAUUCUGAUUUGGAAGAUAAGAAUUUAUGCCAAUAUUCUAAUAAUAUAAAAAAUAAUAAAGAAAAAAAAAAUAAAUAUAAGAAAUAUAUAAAGUUAAAUAUAAAGGAAGAUGGAAAAGAAUUGAAAGAAAUGAACGAAGAUAAAAGUGAAAAUUUAGAGAAUAAAGAAGGUGUAAAUAAUGAUUGGAUAGAGAAAAGUAAAAAUGAGGAUCAAAAUAAAAAAAAUGAAAGUGGUAAAAAUAGUGAUAUAAAUGAUAAAAUUAUAGAAAAAAAUAAUGAAUUUGAUGAAAAAAAUGAAAAUAUUCUUAAUACUGAUAACAUAAAGAAAAAUGAUAAUAUAUAUAAGAAAGUUAGAAAAAGGAAGGAAUGUGUUCCACAUAUUGUUUUAGAAGAUUUAGUAUAUGGAUUUAAAAGGCCAUGUGUAUUAGAUAUAAAAAUGGGCAAAAGGCAAAGAAAAAUAGGUGCCUCAUUAGAAAAAAAAAAAAGGCAAGUAGAAAAAAGUUUUAAGACAACUAGUCAUUCUUUAGGUUUUCGUUUAUGUGGAUGCCAGAAUUAUAAUAAAUUGAGUGAUACUUUAUUUUAUAAAGAUAAAUAUUGGGGAAGAAAAUUAAGUAAAGAAAAAAUACCAUGGGCUAUCAGAAAUUGGUUUUGGAAUGGAUGUUUGCUAUAUGAAGAAUUAAUACCUCUACUGUUAGAAAAAUUGCACAGUUUUUUUAACUGCAUAGUGGAAUUAAGACAUUAUAGAUUUUGGUCAUCCUCCUUAUUGUGGGUUUUUGAUGGAGGAUUAAACGACAAAAAAGCUAGAUCUAAUUCUUUAGAUAUUAGAAUGAUUGAUUUCGCAAAUACUAUAUAUUUACAAGAUAAUCCUUCACCAGAUGAUGAAUAUAUUUUCGGAUUGAAAAACUUAAUUGAUUCCAUUCAAAUUUUAAAUAAUUCCAUUCAUAAUAUAUAUUUCUUACCAUAUGAAAUUACUACAUGUUUUUAUUCAGAUAAUUAUAAUACAAAAGGAAUUUGGGAAAAUAAGAUUUUUAAGAAAUCAAAAUCUGUUAUUUUUGAAGAAAAUAAAAAAAAAAAUAAAAAAACUGUUUAUAUAAAUUUUGAAUUUUUAAAAAAUACUAAAAAAAAAAAAAAAAAAAAAAAUAAUAAUGAAAUCCAAAAUAUAAGUAAUUCAGAUUAUAUAACUAUAGAAGAUUUAGAUAAUUAUUCACAAAAAAACAAAAGUAAGAGAAAAGAAAUUCAAAUUAUUAGUAAUUCAGAUUAUCCAAUUAGAGAAAAAGUAAAUAUAUAUUCAAAAAAUAGAAAUGAAAAUAAUAACAUGAAUUUUAAGUCAAUUUCAAAUAAUUAUCAUAAAAAGACUAUAGGUAAUAUAUUUAGUAAUAAUUUAAAUGAAACAAAAAUAGAAACUUGUGAGAAUAAUGAUAUUACAUCUAUGCAAAAUAAAAAUGAUACAAAUAAAAUGAUAGAUACACAAAUAUAUGAUGAAACAAAUAAAUUGUCCCAUGAUAUUUUAAAAGAAUCUACUACUAGAAAUUUAGAGGAUGAUAAAAGUAUGGAUACUAUAAAUAACAAGUAUAAUGGAAAGGGGAAAAUAGAAUUAAUAAUAGAAGAACAAUUAAAUAAAAGUAAUAAAAAACUCUAUAAAAAUGAACAGAAAGAAGCUGUAGAAAAGGAACAUAAGAAAGUCAAAUCAUUCAAAAAAGAAAAGAAUAACUACUGUAAAGAAAAGAAAAAAAAAAAUUUAAUAAAAUCAUCUAAUUCCAUAAUACAAAGUAGCAUUAUCAAUUCUUAUUUAGAAUACGAUAAUCAAGUAGUAGAUACAAAUGAAGAAAAGGAGAAAGAUAUAAAAAAUGAUAAUCUUAAUAAAAAUAUAAAUAACAUUAAAAGAUCAAAAUAUAAUAUAGAAGUAGAAGCUGAUUAUAUUAAUACUAAUAAAAAGUACUUAAGUAAUAUCUCAUUAGCAAAGGAUUAUGAUAAACAAAAAAUUACGUCAACUAUAUCAUCAAAAAACAAUAACAAAAAAAGUAGCAUAAAUUUUAAGUACAAAUCAGAUGACAAAAUAAUAAAUGAAACAAUUAUUAGAACUUUAAAAAUUGUUUCAAAACUUAAUAAAAAAAAUAAUGAAAAAAUAGAAAACUAUUCUGAUACUAAUUCAAAUUCAGAAAAUAAUAUAGAUAUUAAAAAAUACAUUGGUGACUAUUCUGUUAUAUGUCAAAAGAAUAAUAAAAAAGAUAAUGAUGAAAAUAUUUACAUUAAUACACUAAAUGAUAAAUAUAAAAAUAAAAGUAUAUUUAAUCAUAUAAACAAUAAGAUUGAUGUUAUGAAUUGUAAGAAUAAUGAAAAUAAAAAGUAUUAUGUGGAUGAUAAAGAUACACCAAGUAUAGUUGAAACAAAUUACGUGGAAUACAAGAAAAACGUAGAAGAAAUCAAAGAAAAUGAUAAGGGAAAUUAUUUUAUCUCUUUUAAAAAUACUAAGUAUAAGAAGGAUAAAGAUUAUAAAUAUGUAUAUAAUUUAUUAAAGAAUAAUAUAAAAAAAGAAAAUACCGUAAAUUAUAUUAUCAAGAAUAAUGAUAUAAAAAAAAAAAUUAUGUAUAUGAGCAUUUUAAAUAAAAAUAUUAACCUAAAGGUUUUAAUAAAUCAAAUUAUUAAAAUGGAAAUUGAGAAAAAAAAGAAGGAAGAAAAUUAUUUAUUUAUAAAAAAUAAAAGAAACAUUAACUUAAAGAAUUUAUGUAUGAGUAAUUUUUCAGAUAGUAAUAAAGAUAUUAUAGAAAUACAAAACAAAAUUAAAAAAAUGAAAUUAAAAAAAAACAUAUUAAAUAAAAAUUUUAACAAUAUGCAAUAUGAAUGGUCUUUUAAAAAUAACCGAUAUUUUUUAAAAUAUUUAAAUUAUAAUUCAGAUUCAUUAUUAGUUUCUAAAAGUAUAGAAAGAUAUGACAAAAAACAAAAACCAAAAAAGGCUAAUAAUAUAUACAAAAGGUGUAGUUCUUGUACUGAUAUAUUAUUAAGUAUUAAGAAAGGGAAGAAAAAAAAAAACAAAAAAAAUAAAAUAAGGAAGUUACUUUUAAGAAAAUUGAAUAUAUUUUCAAAUCUCAAAAGCAAUAUAAAAAUAAAUAAAAAAAAGAUAUUCACUAAUAAUAUUGACAAUAAGUUAGAUCUAAUACAUUUAAAUGAAAAAUUGAAAAAUAAUUUAUAUCAUAACUUUUCUGAUGAAUUUAAUGUGUUCAAUUCUGAAUAUAAAAGCAACUUUUAUUUUAAUGAUAUUACUCAUCAUGAAAGGAAAGAUUCUAUUAAAAAAAAAUAUUUUGUAAAAGAAAUGAAAGGUAAAAAUUUAAUUGUUCCUCUAACGGAAACCAAUGAGAAUUAUAAAUAUUUGCGUAGAUCACUAUCAGAACCAAAUUUUUAUAAAUUUAAUCAUUUUAGAUGUGUAAAUAAUGAUUUUUAUGAUAAUAAAAUCAAUUACAAUAAUUUAAUUAAAAAUAGAUUAGAUAAAUUAGCGAAAGUACCAAUAUAUAAUCAGAUAUAUGGAUUUACAUCAAAUUCAAGUUACACAUAUUCAUCUGAUUAUUCUUUUUAA
Messenger RNA from Plasmodium gallinaceum, 3789 nucleotides. RefSeq names its product inositol polyphosphate kinase, putative. The transcript has a single exon. Lineage: Eukaryota; Apicomplexa; Aconoidasida; Haemosporida; Plasmodiidae. Gene Ontology annotation, cellular component: cytoplasm; nucleus. The record is from RefSeq and is a predicted model, not a curated record. Gene Ontology annotation, biological process: inositol phosphate biosynthetic process; phosphatidylinositol phosphate biosynthetic process. Gene Ontology annotation, molecular function: inositol hexakisphosphate kinase activity. Bases 1 to 3789 code for a protein of 1262 amino acids.